Gryllus bimaculatus (two-spotted cricket) is the source of this 805-nucleotide messenger RNA. Lineage: Eukaryota; Metazoa; Arthropoda; Insecta; Orthoptera; Gryllidae. The record is from the annotation of a GenBank genome assembly.
GCUGCGCUGCACCAAGGGCAGUGGCGAGUUGGCAACGCGGUGGCCGUGGCCCAUCGCAAGUGUCGAUUGACGAAAGCCGGGAGUGGAGCCUUUGCGCUCCCUCUGGCCCACGCUUUCCGCUGGGAGGGCGGGCGGUGGCCGAGGGCGAGGCCAAGGGACAAGUGCGCGGGCUGCGGCGGCGACAGGCAAUCCACAGAGACCGCUUGCGCGCCUCGCCACACGACCACGCAGUCAUGGCCGCCGCAGUGGAGCUCCAGCUACAGACUUGAUUCAACUUUGGCUGUUCCGGAUCACACUGAAAGUUGGAGAGCCUGCUCUAGUAUAAACUGAACUACAGUUGUGAAAACGCUGAACUGGCUCAUUCCGUCCCUCGCCCAGCCAGCACCAGCGUCGUGCCUCCUGCGACGGUCGUGAAGUAGUUCGAUACUGGCCACCAGAGGCGUUGCCUCCGCAGCUGCAAUGCGCAUGCCCGGUGAGACGACUCGUUACGUGUCGGAGUGAAGCUGGAGCCACUGGAGUAGCUGAGCAAGGAGCAAGCAGCUGGGUGGAAAUCAUCCAUCGCGUUCUGUUCUGCAGUCUCAUGAAAUAGGGAGUAUGUCCACAUUCUUUACUUUUGUCGCACUUUUCUAGGUAUUCGUUCGAAAGUGAUUUCAAUCGUGAUAACAGUUAAAUCAUGUGUUCGCAUGCUAUCUCGUUGGCUUAUGAAGUUUUAUUAUCGUCUCUGCGAGCCUCCCAUUGGCAAAAUCCACGUAUUACAACAAUGGAGUGGCCGGAGAUUAUUGUUGUCGCAGCUACACGUAAUCGC